This is a messenger RNA of Pelobates fuscus (common spadefoot toad), 2754 nucleotides long. RefSeq names its product fucosyltransferase 9 (gene FUT9). The record is from RefSeq and is a predicted model, not a curated record. The coding region runs from base 413 to 1492 and encodes 359 amino acids. Gene Ontology annotation, cellular component: membrane. The transcript is spliced from 5 exons. Lineage: Eukaryota; Metazoa; Chordata; Amphibia; Anura; Pelobatidae. Gene Ontology annotation, molecular function: alpha-(1->3)-fucosyltransferase activity.
CCUGUCCUCACUCAGCCGCCGAGCUGCAGCCUCCUCUCAUUGCUGGAUCAGGAGGAGAUGGAGGCAGCGCCGAGCUCGGGGAGCGCUCAGUCCCGCAGCACCGCGCCGUGCUCUGCCGUCAUCCCCAGAGCCCCGCUGGCUUAAUUUCAAGGCAGAAGAUGAAGACUUAUAUGCAUCAAAUGAUGACAGAGGAUAUCUAGGAUCUUAAUUGACCUGUACAUUCAUUGUACUUCUAUUCUAAACACAAAAUAUUGCUGCUGAAUCAUAGUCAAUUCAAGAACAACCCAUCACCAGUUAAUAACAUGGAAGAAGCGUAAGGGACAUUUGCCUAUGCUGAGUUGAUCGGUGACUCUCUAGAAGUUCUGUUCCUGGAGAAUAAUGCACUGCUUGCUGUGAUCAGACUGGGCAAAUUAUGACAUCAACAUCAAAAGGAAUCUUCCGACCAUUUUUAUUUAUCAGCAUUGUGUUGAUCUGUUUUAUGGUAUGUUUACUGAUAUAUGUGAAACCCACAAACAACUGGAUCUCUGGUCCCAUUGAAUCAGCUAAUUCCGUCCUUAAAAUGAAAAGCUUUUUUUCAUCUAAAAGGGAUUAUUACAAUGAUACCAUCAUACUUAUUUGGGUUUGGCCUUUUGGACAGACCUUCGAACUCAAAUCCUGCCAGGCUCUAUUUAACAUUCAUGGAUGCCAUUUAACUACUGACCGUGCACUGUACAACAAAUCUCACGCUGUCUUAAUACACCACAGAGACAUCAGCUGGGAUCUGACAAACCUACCACAACAAACGAGGCCACCCUUCCAGAAAUGGAUCUGGAUGAACUUAGAAUCACCAACUCAUACACCACAAAAAAGUGGAAUUGAGCAUUUAUUCAACCUGACAUUGACUUACAGACGUGAUUCGGACAUUCAAGUGCCUUAUGGCUUCAUGGUCGUAAGCACAAAACCUUUUGAGUUUGAAGUGCCAAGCAAAGAUAAGCUGGUCUGUUGGGUUGUUAGUAACUGGAAUCCAGAGCAUGCUAGAGUAAAAUAUUAUAACGAACUCAACAAAUACCUUGAAAUUCUAAUAUAUGGUCAAGCAUUUGGAGAAUACUUAAACGACAAAAGCCUGAUCCCUACCAUCUCAACAUGUAAAUUUUACCUUUCCUUUGAAAAUUCAAUUCACAAAGAUUACAUUACAGAAAAACUGUACAAUGCAUUAUUGGCUGGAUCUGUGCCUGUUGUCCUCGGCCCUCCAAGAGAAAAUUAUGAGAAUUAUAUACCAGCAGAUUCCUUUAUUCACGUGGAAGAUUUUCUCUCUCCAAGAGAGUUGGCAGACCAUCUUUUAAUGCUAAACAAAGACACAGAGCGCUAUCUUAGCUACUUUAACUGGAGGCGGCACUUCACGGUGAAUUUGUCGCAUUUCUGGGAAUCACACGCGUGCCUAGCAUGUGACCACGUAAAAAGACAUCAGGAAUACAAAUCCGUCAGUAAUCUGGAGAAAUGGUUCUGGAAUUAAAUCUUCAUUUUGUUUCCUUGAGCACAUUAAAAACAGUUACCCACUCUAAGAUACACGCGUAGUGUUUCGUCUCACAGUUUACUGCUCUGUUGAAUGCAUUAUUUAACAUAACUUUGUCAGACCUAAAAUUCUGUUUUCAGUAUCAAAAAAAGCUUUCAUUUCAUGACAUUCAACAUGUGUGCACAUGGAAAGAUAUUCUACAAAUGAAUUCAAUUUUUCAUGGAUACAUUUUGCUUAUAAUGUUUACAUUCUGAGUGUUUCUGUACCCAGCAUUUUGUACUCACCAUCUGGUCGGCAUAACUACAAACAAUUAUGAUAUCACAUACAGUAAUUUAAUGUUUUUUUUGUUGUUGUUUUGUUUUUGUAAUUUAUGUAAGAACAUUGCUUAAUGUAGAUGUUGCAUCACAAGGGUGAGAAAUAAGAGAAACUUUCAAUCCUGAUCAGGUUCUUAGAUCAAUUUGACAAUUUCAAAGAAUGAAUGAAUAUUAAUGGGAAGGACUACUAAACCUGAAAAACUUAAGCCAUCUUCUCGCCCUAAAAACAUCUCACAAUGUGUUUUCACUUUUAGAAGUCUCACUGCUUCGAUCAUAUUGAUCAAACAUCGAUUUUUAUUAGUCUUGCUUGUGUCUGUGUAUUAAACCAUAUUUGUUUUAUUUGUGAUUUAAAGAAUGAUUGGAUGAUCUUUAUUUUUAUUAUAAAGACUUAAUAGCAGCCAUGUAAUCCUUGUGUUAAUUCAAAAGUGGAAUUUUCAACAACAUUUUGUUAAUAAUUUUAAAAGAAUUUAUAUCACCUGAAAAUUGCAAAUCUAUAGUCGAUAUAUAUAUAGAGCUCUUGUUAUGGGUAGAUUAAAGUCAACCUAAAGGCACAUAUUUCCUAUGUGAUUACAACGUAACAGGCCUCUUGUUUCUAUAUCGUAUGAAGUGAGCUAGAUAAUGUAUAAAACACUGCAGCUGCCGAAAGGGUAUUUAGUAAUAAUACAGCAAAGGAAUGGACAAGCAAGUUUUGCGUGGGGUCCUCAAUUUACUGAGGCACCAAAAUUAUUAUUAUUUUUUUUUUUUAUGGUUAGAUUGAAUUAUUCAGGCUGUUACUAGGAUGAGCAAUUUAAAAAAUGGAGUAUAUUUUUAUAUAUUUUUCAGGUGUCAGAGUUAGUUCAGACCAUUACAUUAAAAAAUAAAUCUAUAAUAUUAAAGUCACUAAACAGCAAAUCUUGGUGACGUGAAAAACUACUUGAAAAGUUACCGGGGCUCUUUGGCCCCACUUCA